CAUACCGCAAGCUCAGCUCAGCUCUCUCACUCCACAUAGAACUCGAGGUUUAUCCGUCACAGUACGUCCUCUGGCCAUUAUUAUUCCUUCUUGUGUUCUAGCUCGAUCGUGUUCUUAUCGGCACAGCACGCGUCCAUACCUCACCCUCGCGCGCCACAUAACCCACGAGUGGUCAUCGUCGCCGUCGUCCUUGUCGUCGCUCUGGCAUUCCCAUGAUCCCAUCUCGUGCCCUGUCCCGUUUAAUCCCCUCCUCGCAUCGCGGGAUCGAGAUCGUCCGUAGACCCGGUCCCCUCGUGUGUUUCCCCACUUGUUCCCGCGCGCGAAACGCAUAUGGCUGCAGUCAGCUCGUUUCUAACUGUAGCUAGCUACCUAUAUAUCCACAGCUGCUACUGAUCGAGUUACUCCUCGCUCUCGUUUCGCACUGUAGCUACAUAUCGUCAGCAUUUGGUCGGUCGUUAAUUCCUUCGUCGUCACUGUUGCACAGGCCGCGCGGCGCUCCGGGGGUUUACAGAUGGCGGACUGCAUGCAGGAGUGGCCGGAGCCCGUCGUCCGCGUGCAGGCGCUCGCCGAGAGCGGCCUGUCCGCCAUCCCGCGCUGCUAUGUCAAGCCGCCGUGCGACCGCCCCGUGGCGCCGCCGCCGGCCGCAGCCCUGGAAAAGGAGCAUUUUUUGGACGACGUCAGCAUUCCGGUGAUCGACCUCGGCGAGCUGCUGGCGGCGGAAGGCGGCGGCGCCGGCCUCGGCGACGUCACCGAGGCCGUCGCGGCCGCCUGCAGGGAGUGGGGGUUCUUCCAGGUCGUCAACCACGGGGUGCGCCCCGAGCUGAUGCGCGCGGUGCGGGAGGCAUGGCGCGGCUUCUUCCGCCGCCCGCUCGCGGAGAAGCAGCGCUACGGCAACUCGCCGCGCACGUACGAGGGCUACGGCAGCCGGCUGGGGGUCCAGAAGGGCGCCGUCCUGGACUGGGGCGACUACUUCUUCCUCCACCUCGCGCCGGAGGCGGCCAAGAGCCCGGCCAAGUUCUGGCCGGCCAACCCCGGCAACUGCAAGGAGGUGUCGGAGGAGUACGGGCGCGAGGUGGUGCGGCUGUGCGAGCUGCUGAUGCGGGUGCUGUCCGUGAGCCUGGGGCUGGACGAGGCGCACUUCCAGCGGGCGUUCGGCGGGGCGGCAUGCGGCGCGACCCUGCGCGCCAACUACUACCCGCGGUGCCCGCAGCCGGACCUGACGCUGGGCCUCUCCGCGCACUCGGACCCCGGCGUCCUCACCGUGCUCCUCGCCGACGAGCACGUCCGCGGCCUGCAGGUCCGCCGCGGCGCCGGCCAGUGGGUCACGUUGCAGCCCGUCCGCGACGCCUUCAUCGUCAACGUCGGCGACCAAGUCCAGAUACUGAGCAACUCGACGUACAAGAGCGUGGAGCACCGGGUGAUCGUCAACGCCAAGCAGGAGCGCAUCUCCCUCGCGCUCUUCUUCAACCCCAAGGGCAACAUCCCCAUCUCCCCGGCGCCGGAGCUGGUCACGGCCGCCGACGGGCCGCCGCUCUACCCGCCGAUGACCUUCGACGAGUACAGGCUCUUCAUCAGGAAGAAGGGCGCCAAGGGCAAGGCGCAGAUCGAGGCUCUCAAGGGCCAGGCACCGCCCGAAAACUAGGUCGGCUAGCUAGUAGCUGCGUUACUACUCCAGUUAUUAAAAAUAAGCAACAGCAUGUAUGUAUGGCAACUAUUAAUCCGGAGUUAGUUGGCUGUCAGCUGCCUCGAGCUCCCCCAUGUAUAUUCUGAUUGUAAUAAAGCCUGUGCAAGACCGAUCUACGACUAUUCUACCUUUGUACCAGCCACUUAUUUCUACUGUAUAAUCGUAUGCGUGCUGCAUGCAGUAGCUGUGCAGUCGAUUGCUGCUCACUGUUUGUACACGUACGACGAAUCAUAUUUAAGCAAUAUAUAGUUGCAUAUA
Messenger RNA from Setaria italica (foxtail millet), 1942 nucleotides. Its product is annotated as probable 2-oxoglutarate-dependent dioxygenase At3g111800. The transcript is spliced from 3 exons. Lineage: Eukaryota; Viridiplantae; Streptophyta; Magnoliopsida; Poales; Poaceae. The record is from RefSeq and is a predicted model, not a curated record. The coding region runs from base 512 to 1642 and encodes 376 amino acids.